This is a messenger RNA of Trichechus manatus latirostris (Florida manatee), 2411 nucleotides long. RefSeq names its product ADP ribosylation factor related protein 1 (gene ARFRP1). Gene Ontology annotation, molecular function: GTPase activity; GTP binding. The coding region runs from base 6 to 686 and encodes 226 amino acids. Gene Ontology annotation, cellular component: Golgi apparatus. The record is from RefSeq and is a predicted model, not a curated record. Gene Ontology annotation, biological process: protein localization to Golgi apparatus; intracellular protein transport; Golgi to plasma membrane protein transport. The transcript is spliced from 6 exons. Lineage: Eukaryota; Metazoa; Chordata; Mammalia; Sirenia; Trichechidae.
GCAGGAUGUACACGCUGCUGUCAGGCCUGUACAAGUACGUGUUCCAGAAGGAUGAGUACUGCAUCUUGAUCCUGGGCCUGGACAAUGCCGGAAAGACGACCUUCCUGGAGCAGUCGAAAACCCGGUUUAACAAGCAUUACAAAGGGAUGAGCCUGUCCAAGAUCACCACCACCGUGGGCCUGAACAUUGGCACCGUGGACGUGGGCAAAGCACGCCUCAUGUUCUGGGACCUCGGGGGGCAGGAGGAGCUGCAGUCGCUAUGGGACAAGUACUACGCCGAGUGCCACGGCGUCAUCUACGUCAUCGACUCCACCGACGAGGAGAGGCUGUCUGAGUCCAAGCAAGCAUUUGACCUGCCUCUCGAUCCCCGACAUCAAGACAGCCUUCAGCGACUGUACCUCCAAGAUCGGGCGGCGGGACUGCCUGACCCAGGCCUGUUCAGCACUCACGGGCAAGGGCGUGAACGAGGGCAUCGAGUGGAUGGUGAAGUGCGUCGUGCGCAAUGUCCAUCGACCACCACGGCAGAGGGAUAUCACAUAGGUGUGAGCACCGCUGGGGGACAGUUCGUCAGCAGCUGCUGUGGGCGCUCCCUGCCAGGGCCAGGCCCGGUGUGCUUUGUCUUCUGGCUUCUAUAUUUGCUUUGUGUUUCCUCUAAGACAAAAUUCUUUGUGUCCACAGAAAUGUAGACAUCUGGAGGCUUUUGCGGGGGUGGGGGCAGGGGCUCAGCUGCUUCCUGAUCACCACCCAAGCUGUUUCCAACUAGGGGUGCUGCCACAGGGCCUUGUGACACCACUCUGCUGGCGGCCGCCCCUUAGUCCCCCUGCCUGCCUCAGGGUUGGGACUGGGGUGUGAGGAAUGGGGUUUUCCGGAGCUGCAGGCGGCUCAGAGUGGCGUGACUCACUAUGCCACCCUGCAGGCCGCAGCCUCAGGCCUCGGGUGCCCUGGAUCCAUCUGUCUACCUUGCCCCCUGAUCCGUACCCUCACCAUGGGGGGCCUCAGGAGGGGAAGGGUCCCUUGGGGAUGGUUUGACUGGUGUGGAAAAGCUGGGAGCUUGGGCUGGGGGGGUCUUAGUGCCCCUACCCCGCCUGGUAGGUUGGGGGGUACCCAGAGGACACACAGCCCUCCCUCUAAAUGCCCAACCGUGAUCUGGACACAGUGUUGGGGAGGUGGGUCCUCACGGGACCGGCGUGAUGUGCCAGCGUGCAUUCCUGGUAAGGGGGCAUUCUUGGAGGCACCCUGAGCCCCAUUAUGGGAGAGCAAUGCUCCCACCCUGUUGUCUGUGGGUGGGACAGCUAGAACCCCCUUCCGGAGUCCCUCCUUCACUCUGUCCCCAGGCCCUGCCCUUGAAGGGCUGGCAGGGCCUGGUGGGCCAAGGCUGGGUCUGGCCAGGAUCGAGGGUGAGAAAUAAAGCCGGUGUGAGCAGCUCUGUGCUCGUUCCUCAGUGGCCCAGGCUGAUUUGGGAGGUGGGGUGUGUGUGUGUGUGUGAAGGGUGGGACCCCACUGUCAGCACUGGGACCUUAGCAUGAGGCUUUGCCCUGGGUUUGGGGCCCCAGGCUCCAGAGGGGAUGGGCGGGUGAGGCCUGGGGCUCCCCCAGGGAGGCUGGGGGCUGCUCAAGUCAGGUCAUAGUCAUGCUGGACGCUUCUGUGAUCCAGAAGUUGCUGGGUGUGUGAGCGAAGAUGAGUCAGGGCUGGGGUUAGGGGUGUAUUGGACUGCACGAGGUAUCUGGGUACUGAGGCCCCAAGCCUUCCCUGGGUGCUGAUUCUGACGGUCCUUCUAGGGGCCUUGGGGAGGGGCUGGGUCUCCAGCCAUAACAGGACCAGCUGGAGGGGGGACUCGAGUCUCCAGGAUACUCUAGAACCUUCUGGAGGCUGUGUCCCAACCUAGCCCAGAGGGGAAAAGCCUUGUUUCCCAGAAAGCACGCGGAGUACUCAGGGUAGCGGAGUCCCUUCCUGGAAAAUUCCCAGCUGGCUCAAAUGAGCAGACUGGGCGGGGGCAGGGAGGCAGUAUGGGGUGCCUGACCCUUUUCAGCACUGCCCAAGACACUGAGAGCUGGACUGGGAGUCCCUGCAUGCCCUGGGGCGCCGGCCUUGAGGGACCUCGGAGGGAGGCACUGGGCGGCCAGAGGAUUCAGCAGGGGAUGCCACACCCACCACCCACCAGCCCUGCUGCCGCCUGUCUGAUGCCCAACCCAGGUAUCUGCCCCUGAAGGCAGCCAAGCGGAAGGGCCCCACUCGGGAAGCCCCAGGGUGUGGACAGGUAGGGCGCUGGCCCGGUGCCUCCACCGCCUUGGGAGCACACGCGUGAGACUUCGCAGCCACAGUGAUACAAAUGGCUUUAUAAAAAUAAAUCAUUAAGGCUAUGGCCUGGUGCGUUGUCGGGGUCGGGGCAACCCGUGGGCAGCGGACUUGAA